UCUAAUCACCAGCUCAAAAUUAAACCCUCUCUCUGUCCCUUUGGAGCACAGCUCUCAUUCCAUGGAAGGUCGCAAACCCCCGCCGGCGGAGAAGAGCCUCGUGUACGGAGCUGCGCCACCGUUGACGGCGGUGGAGAGAUUCUUGUACGGACAAAAGGAGGAUGCCUUGCAUUCCAAGAAACAAGAACAGUGCGGAGAUGAUCAGAACAAAGAGAACGUUAUGUCUGGUCAGAAGAGAGAGAAGACGGCGUUCUUCGCCGGAGAGAGAAAGCCCAGUUGCAAUGGCGACGUUAUCGCCAAGUCUUCGAGUAAUAAAGAUCAUAAGAGUGGACGUCGCAAUGUAACCAAGAAACACAAUUCCAAGAAUCUGAUCAAAGGGCAGUGGACUGCCGAAGAAGACAUGAAACUGAUAAGGCUGGUGAGACAACAUGGAGAGAGGAAAUGGGCGGUGAUAGCUGAGAAGAUGGAGGGAAGAGCUGGGAAACAAUGCCGCGAAAGAUGGCAUAAUCAUUUGCGUCCCGAUAUCAAGAAAGAAGGGUGGAGCGAAGAAGAAGAGAGGGUGUUAGUGGAGGCACACACAAGAAUAGGGAACAAGUGGGCGGAGAUAGCGAAGCUAAUACCAGGCCGAACCGAAAACUCGAUCAAGAACCAUUGGAACACGACAAUGCGCCGACAAAACUCCAAACGCAGACAUAAACCUCGUGGCUCCGACCUCAACCAACCCCCCGCCAAAAGACCCCAUGUUCUCCAAAACUACAUCAGAGGCAUUACCAACAACAACAGCAGCUCCAUUGCCGAGAAAUCUCUGGAUCUUGAUCAGAAAUACCCUCAAGACGAUUCUGCUUCGUCUCUGAUGGGUGAUUCUUAUGAUGAGGAGCUGUUCUUCAUGCAAAACCUCUUUUCCAACCAUCCUAUUUCUCUCGGCAACAUUUGUCCGGAAGAGACUUCCAAUCACAUGGUUCAACAACAAGUCACUCAUUCUGGAUUCAUGGUCUCUUCUGAUUCGAUCAAGAACCCUAACCCUCAUCUACACAAUAAUAACAUUGGAACUGUUCAUCAAGCACUUCAUCAUGGGGCAAUGACAACGACUCCAGCGAAUACCCACCUUUCGUCUGAUCUCUACUUGUCCUAUUUGUUGAACGGCACGGCCCCGUUUUCCUCUCCCCCCAGUUCGUCGUCUUCCAACUUGGAUUUCGGUUAUGGCGAGUUUCUUGUGCCCCAAGCUAACUCAACUGGUGCAAGGAGGGAGGUGGAUCUGAUGGAGAUGCUCUCUAGUUCUUGUCAAGGCAGCAAUUUCUGCUACCCAUUGUUCUAGCUAUCCAGCAAUUACCAUAUGAAGAUGAUGACAACUCUAUCAAAAGAACUAACCAUAUAGGGUUGUCUUUCUUUGUUAGAACUAGACUAGUUUUCAUCUCUAGUUGACUCUUGAAUUCCGGUUUGUUUCUUUCCAUGUGGUGAAUGAAUGGAAUAAUUUAGUUUUAUGGGAACUUAUGUUUUACUAUCAUUCUUUCUAGCGAUUGAAUUUGAA
This is a messenger RNA of Tarenaya hassleriana, 1528 nucleotides long. Its product is annotated as myb-related protein 315. NCBI's taxonomy places the organism in Eukaryota, Viridiplantae, Streptophyta, Magnoliopsida, Brassicales, Cleomaceae. Gene Ontology annotation, cellular component: nucleus. Gene Ontology annotation, molecular function: DNA-binding transcription factor activity, RNA polymerase II-specific; RNA polymerase II cis-regulatory region sequence-specific DNA binding. The record is from RefSeq and is a predicted model, not a curated record. Bases 62 to 1315 code for a protein of 417 amino acids. The transcript is spliced from 3 exons. Gene Ontology annotation, biological process: regulation of DNA-templated transcription.